Pistacia vera is the source of this 2264-nucleotide messenger RNA. RefSeq names its product WAT1-related protein At3g02690, chloroplastic. The coding region runs from base 1 to 1812 and encodes 603 amino acids. The transcript has 9 exons. Gene Ontology annotation, cellular component: chloroplast; membrane. Lineage: Eukaryota; Viridiplantae; Streptophyta; Magnoliopsida; Sapindales; Anacardiaceae. The record is from RefSeq and is a predicted model, not a curated record.
AUGGGAUGGUGGGCGUUAGCUUCUGCUACACCUCCUUCUUGCUUUUCUAGUUCUUAUAGAUUUUCUUCAUCGUUUCCAAAUGCUAAGACUAGAACUCAUGCUGUCCAGUUUUCGCCUUCUUAUAGAACCAUUUUGUCCAAGAAGAAAAGGUUUAUUAUCACCAAUUGCACAACAAGUAAUAAAAAAGGGGAACUUGAAUCUUCUUCCGAUGUUGAUUGUGUGGGAACAGGCACAGACGUGGAGUGCGUAGUCUCUUCAGUAAGCGAAGAAAAAAUAAAAGAAAAAGACAUUGACUUAGUUAUGUUGGUGUGGGAAUGGACAGUUUUGGUUUCACCAUUUUUCUUCUGGGGAACAGCAAUGGUUGCAAUGAAGGAGGUGUUACCGAAGGCUGGCACUUUCUUUGUGGCUGCAUUUCGACUAAUUCCUGCUGGAUUACUUUUGAUUACUUUUGCGAGCUCCCAACGUAGGAGCCUUCCCUCUGGACUCAAGGCUUGGUUUUCAAUUGUUCUCUUUGCUCUAGUUGAUGCUUUCUGUUUUCAGGGAUUUCUUGCUCAAGGAUUACAGAGAACUUCUGCCGGUUUGGGUAGCGUAAGUACACGAUUGUUUCCGUUGAAAAUGGGAUGGUGGGCGUUAGCUUCUGCUACACCUCCUUCUUGCUUUUCUAGUUCUUAUAGAUUUUCUUCAUCGUUUCCAAAUGCUAAGACUAGAACUCAUGCUGUCCAGUUUUCGCCUUCUUAUAGAACCAUUUUGUCCAAGAAGAAAAGGUUUAUUAUCACCAAUUGCACAACAAGUAAUAAAAAAGGGGAACUUGAAUCUUCUUCCGAUGUUGAUUGUGUGGGAACAGGCACAGACGUGGAGUGCGUAGUCUCUUCAGUAAGCGAAGAAAAAAUAAAAGAAAAAGACAUUGACUUAGUUAUGUUGGUGUGGGAAUGGACAGUUUUGGUUUCACCAUUUUUCUUCUGGGGAACAGCAAUGGUUGCAAUGAAGGAGGUGUUACCGAAGGCUGGCACUUUCUUUGUGGCUGCAUUUCGACUAAUUCCUGCUGGAUUACUUUUGAUUACUUUUGCGAGCUCCCAACGUAGGAGCCUUCCCUCUGGACUCAAGGCUUGGUUUUCAAUUGUUCUCUUUGCUCUAGUUGAUGCUUUCUGUUUUCAGGGAUUUCUUGCUCAAGGAUUACAGAGAACUUCUGCCGGUUUGGGUAGCGUGAUAAUUGACUCACAACCGUUAUCAGUUGCUGUGCUUGCAUCUUUGUUUUUUGGUGAGUCCAUUGGAUUGGUUGGAGCUGCAGGCCUUGCUGUUGGUGUCAUUGGACUUUUGCUUCUUGAGGUUCCAGCACUUACUUUUGAUCAGAGUAAUUUUUCAUUGUGGGGAAGUGGGGAGUGGUGGAUGCUCCUUGCAGCUCAGAGUAUGGCAGUUGGUACUGUCAUGGUUCGCUGGGUUUCCAAGUAUUCUGAUCCUGUUAUGGCAACUGGAUGGCACAUGGUAAUUGGUGGUCUCCCUCUUGUGGUAAUCUCCAUCCUUGAUCAUGAUCCUGUCUUUAGUGGGAGUCUUAAGGAUUUCACAUCAAGUGAUAUAUUGGCACUUCUUUAUACCUCUGUAUUUGGUAGUGCUAUCAGCUAUGGUGUAUACUUCUACAGUGCAACCAAAGGUAGCUUGACAAAGCUCAGUUCCCUUACAUUUCUAACACCAAUGUUUGCAUCAAUCUUCGGGUUUCUGUAUCUUGGUGAGACCUUCUCACCAUUGCAACUUGUUGGAGCCGUCGUUACUAUAAUUGCAAUUUACAUGGUUAACUAUAGGGACAAUGUUAAAUAAUGCAUAUGGUUGAUAUGGUGACACACAACAUUUGAGCAGAGAGGAAAAUGAACCUGUCAGAGAAGUUGGCUCACUGGUCUCUAGACUUUACCUCUUGACCAAGUCAUGUAUUUAUUUGGAAAAUAAGUUAUAAUCAAAGGAGAGAAAGAGGUAAAAAAUGCAUUGGAGCAUGGCUGUUGAUUACGAGUUAUUGUUGCCAGUAUAAAUUGGGACCAUUUUCACGGCUGGUUGAAAGUUUUUAACUCUUUAAGCUUUUUAGUAAAAAUAUUCUUGAUGGCGAUGAUGGUUUAGCUGUUCCGCAAGCAAGUUGUGUUCUGCAAUGCCAUAAAUUUCUCUAGUCUUCUGCGUUUGACAACAUAAAUUACUUAUUGGAUGUGUUUCUAUCAAUGAUACAGAAAAUGACUCCAGUUGGUGUAUAUCUGAAGGGCUAUGAAAGGAGCGGAUUAUAUUCA